GGGAGAAGACAAUAACAUAGCCAGUAAUACUGACUAUUUCUACCAAGAAUGGAAUAAAGGACUCACUAAUAUUGAAGUAGAGCACAAAAGAUAUCUUCAAGACUUCUUCAUUAAAUUUGCUAUAGGAGCUAGAAUCGAAAUUACCUGGUCAAUUGUAAAUGAGUAUCAAAAUGUGCUUAUAAUUAACAAUAGUCUUAAAAACAGACCACAACUUAUAGAUUUAGAUGAGACUCAUCUAACUGAUAUUCUUCAAUAG
Molecule: messenger RNA, 256 nt
Organism: Cetraspora pellucida
Lineage: Eukaryota; Fungi; Glomeromycota; Glomeromycetes; Diversisporales; Gigasporaceae
Source: the annotation of a GenBank genome assembly